This is a messenger RNA of Mustela lutreola (European mink), 4202 nucleotides long. RefSeq names its product transmembrane protein 268 (gene TMEM268). The record is from RefSeq and is a predicted model, not a curated record. The transcript is spliced from 9 exons. NCBI's taxonomy places the organism in Eukaryota, Metazoa, Chordata, Mammalia, Carnivora, Mustelidae. The coding region runs from base 621 to 1655 and encodes 344 amino acids.
UUUUCCACCCCAAAACUUCUGUGACAGGCUCUCUUACGGCCUUUUGUUGGGGCUUUCCAAUUUAACAAGAACAAAACCUGAUUUGUGAAAACUGUAAAUUAUUUCUCGCCCCCUUUCGCACGUCCAUCCCAGGGAGGCACACGGUUCCUGGGGAGACCGGGCAUUCUGUCUUCAAAAAUGGAGACCUUUGUUCAGUGACUUAAGGAUAUCUUCCUUUGCAGGGGCUCACCAGCUAAUUAAAAAAGAAGCAUGACUGGAAGGUCUGGUUAAAAUGCAGAAUCAGCAAAGGAAACUAAGGAAACCAGGGAGUGGAUGACCAGUUAGUUGCAGGAGCCUCGAGGCUGUGUUCACUUGCUGGCUCUGCCUCCGCCCUGGUAUCUGGCUCCGUCUCCCCAGUCCGCCUAGGGCUGGUGCAAGGCUGAGCAGAAUGGCAGGCCCAGGACACACGGAAAGGUGAUGGGGUCCACUAGUGCCCAAGGCUGGUGUUUGCCAGCCCCCUUAACCCCCUCUACAGCUUCCAGGCUGGACCAAAGGCUGCAGGGCAAGUGAAGCUGCGUUGGCUGUUCCAGAAUGAACCACAACUCCAAGAAGGGGAAGUAGAGCCCAGCUGGCUCUCUGCUAUGGCCUGUGAACCACAGAUGGGCCCCAGCGGGGCAGCCAGCCCAUUGCCCACCUCCUCCCCUGGCUGGAGUGCCUUGCCUGGAGGGAGUCCUCCAGGCUGGGGCCAAGAGCUCUACAAUGGCCAGGUCCUCACGGUUCUCCGGAUCGACAACACCUGUGCACCCAUCUCCUUCGAUCUGGGCGCCGCCGAGGAGCAGCUGCAGACGUGGGGCAUUCAGGUCCCUGCCGACCAGUAUAGGAGCUUGGCCGAAAGCGCCCUCUUGGAGCCCCAAGUGAGAAGAUACAUCAUCUACAACUCCAGGCCCAUGCGGCUGGCCUUUGCUGUGGUUUUCUAUGUGGUGGUGUGGGCCAACAUCUACUCCACUAGCCAGAUGUUUGCCCUGGGGAACCACUGGGUGGGUGUGCUCCUCGUGACCCUGGUCGCCAUGAGCCUGACCCUGACUCUCGUACUCAUCUUCGAGAGACACCAGAAGAAGGCCAACAACAACACGGACCUUAGGCUGGCGGCUGCCAACGGAGCCCUCCUGCGACACCGGGUGCUGCUGGGGGUGACGGACACAGUGGAAGGCUGCCAGAGCGUGAUUCAGCUCUGGUUUGUCUACUUCGACCUGGAGGACUGUGUGCAGUUUUUGUGUGACCACAUUCAAGAGAUGAAGAUGAGCCAGGAGUCCUUGCUGAGAAGCAGAUUGAGCCAGCUGUGUGUUGUCAUGGAAACUGGGGUGAGCCCCGAGACAGGGGAGGGGCCUAAGAACCUGCUGGAGGAAGCACCUCUCCUGCCCAGUGGCUCUCAUCCCCAGGAGCCACCCCUCAUGCAGACUGAGCUCCGCCAGCUUGUUCCUGAGGCGGAGCCGGAGGAGAUGGCCCAACAGCUGCUGGCAGUUUUUGGUGGCUACUACAUCCGGCUCCUGGUGACCUCGCAACUCCCCCAGGCCGUGGGGACACGACACACAGACUCUGCGAGGAUUCCCUGCCCCUGUCAGCUCAUAGAAGCCCAUAUCCUGGGCCCUGGGUGCUGCCCCUUCCUGGCCAGGUGACCUAAGGAGGAAGGCACCCAGCUUCCUGUGAGACUGAAGGUGAGAUGUCCAGAAGGCUUGGAGCCCCAGCUGGCUGAUGGCGAGCCCCAGGUGAGGAGAGAAGCAUCUAGAAGCACUCUGAAGAGUGUUGCUCAUGUCAGCAGCAGGGGUGUCAUGCUCUCUUCAGGACUCUGCACAGAAGGGCCUGUUGACGUCCCAGGCUGACCCAUGGCCUUUCCAGAAGCUGCUGGUUGCCAAGCUGGUACUCUUAGUGCUGUAGAUGGAAGGCCACUCUCCCAGGCCUUUCAUUUCUUGGAGAGCCCAGGAAAUGUGAAGAGGGUCCCCACUGGGCCCACCAUGCGCCUAAGGCUCAGUCUCCGAUGAUGCUCUUCCAUCCUCAGCUACUUCAUGUCAGAUGGGGAAACAGCCUUGGAGAGGACUCUGCUCUCGGUAGCAUUGCCUUGGCCCCCUACGAUGCCUAAUCUGAAGGAAAGUAGAAUGUUCUCCACUUUCAAGUUUCUCCUGCCCUGUAUUUUAUGAAAAACAAUGGUCCUGUGUUGUUUGCUACAGAUGUCCAGGGGACAGCAAAGAAGCCAGCAGCACGUGACUGAUGACGGAACUCUUUGGAAAAGAUCAAUUCUCUCUGAUUUGAGGGUGUGUUUUGUUUAAAGGCAUGCAUGCUUGUGGUUGUGGGUUUGUCCUUCAGGCCUAGAGCCACAGUCCUCUGUUUUCUGACACUAACACAGUCCUGGAAUGAAGCACAAAUCUGUCAUUCUUGGUGUUCCAUGAAGAGCUUGGGGGCUUCCAGGUUCUCUGCUCCUAAGUAAGUUUGAAGACCAACUAGUCCAUAGGCCCAAAUCCAAAGACCUGCCCUGGCAUGGAAAGGCUCCCCAGCAUCCAGGACCCAGCCCUCAUCCUUAGCUUUGGCUUCAUCUCCCACAAAACUUCUUGCUAAGCUGAAACUCUUUCUUGGACUAACAUACCUGUAUUCUGUUGUGUCUUUUGAACUCCUAUGCAUGCUUCAAAGCCUAGCGUUACUUACCCCUCCUUCAGGAAUCGUCUCAACAUAGAGCAUGCCCUGCUUCUCCUUUAAAUUCUUAAUGUAGCUGCUGCCUUUGUUGAGAUUUUAGGUUAUUCUGUUUUCCUAUGCGCAUGUGUAUUUUUCGAGCUAGAGUAAGCUCCUGAAGGACAAAGAUCUCACCUUAGAGCUUUUUUGCAUGGCCCAGACCUGCUAAAGAAAAAAAAGAUCCCAUGGAUCGAGUGCUUUGUCAUCUCCAUAGUAACAUUUGCAGAUUGUGCUCUCUACGCAAUUGAAUGAUGAGGUUGGCACUGACUUAGGUUCUGGUUCCGGCUGACAUUUCUAGCUGUCCUCAAUUUACCUAUCUCCAUAAAAAUGGGUAGAUGGUGGACAGGUUGAUGAUCCUUAAUUACCCUUCCAAAGCCAAAGUUCUGACUUCUUCUGUUGCAAUCUAGCCCUUGGCCUGUUAUGUUUUAAUCUACAUGUAGAAGGUCCUCUAGCUUUGCAUGACUGAGGUGGCCCAGACCUGAUGGGCCUUUGGGCAGAACACGGGCUUAGCGAGCAGGAGACCUGGGUUAUCAUCCCGGAUUGGCUGCUUCCUAGAAGCAUGACCAUUGGCAUUGGCUACAUCACUGACCAAGGGCCCGUUUACUCCUUUACAAGUGGAUCUGGUGAACAUGCAGCAUGUGGGUGACUUGCUGUGUAAGAGACCAGUCUGACCGUUUGCUUUUUUUGAGCCAGAGAAGAGAAAUCAUGGACGUAGACCCACCCUGGGAAGGUGGCUAUUGUAGACAUUUCCCUUUAGAGAUUUCUCUGAGGGCAGCUAUGCUCAGGCAAUCGCGGUCCUUCUCACCUGUCGCAGAGGAGAUGCGGGCUGGGAAUGGGAUCUGUUGAAGCCCGUCUUUAUUGUUCUCCCAUAAAACCCUGGUAAAUCUCCUAAGAGAGUAAAAAUGUGUAAGAAAGAAGUAAGAACAGUAAGAAGUAAGAAGAAAGAAGUAAGGAAGAAGUAAGAACAGAACAGCUGUUCUUCCAGUUCAAGGCUGACUUACAGACCCACCUGGAGGGGUUCUUUCCUGCCUGUUCCUCUGCAGAGUGUCUUGUGGUCUCACCUGGUGGGCGGAGAAUUCAGGUGUGUCCCCAAGUACUUCCUUUGCAUCUGCCCGCAUCUGCCCCUUGGUUUCCUCGUUCAGAAAAUCCUGUGAUCUCUGGCUUGCCUCCUUCCCAGGGUUGUGUGAGCAUCAGAAUCCAUAAACGGACGUGAGCUCCGUUUUAAGGCUGUGUGCCGAGGACAGGCACGGAGGGAGUGUGGGCGGUGCGGCGUCUCACCGGGGGAGCAGAGGGUGUGGCUCGGAGCCUAGAUUCUAGACAGACUCAGAUCCAGGUUCUGCCUCUUGGAGCAGUGUCCUUCCAGCCUUGGGUGUCACUCCUCGUGCGUGGAAUGAGAAUGAGUGUACCUCCGAGGCAGGUCUUGUGAAGAUUAAAUGUAAAGUACUUGCAACUUUGAGUUGCAAGCCUGAGUAAGAGCACAAUAAAUUGUUGCCAUCUGUAUA